Messenger RNA from Ramularia collo-cygni, 1311 nucleotides. RefSeq lists its product as uncharacterized. The coding region runs from base 1 to 1311 and encodes 436 amino acids. The transcript is spliced from 2 exons. Lineage: Eukaryota; Fungi; Ascomycota; Dothideomycetes; Mycosphaerellales; Mycosphaerellaceae. The record is from RefSeq and is a predicted model, not a curated record.
AUGGAUCCCUUACCGCCACCUCACGUAGACGGUCUGGACAUGAUGUCCAUGGAUGACUUCGAACAAGCCCAUCCAUAUGUUCCACCGCCAGCGAAGAUGGUCAACAUCACGACUUCUCCGAGYGAUGRUGUACAUGCUGACAUAUUCAACACGAAAUGCCAGGCAAAAGGAUUGACCCCGUUCUUCACAUAUGUUGAGCCUAGCCAGGGAUCUUUCCUCGCAACUGCACACGUUGACAACCAGCCUCUUGAGCAGGCUGGACCGUAUGCCUCCAAGAGAGCUGCCAAAGAGGCUGCAUGCAAAGCGUCCAUUCCAAAGCUUGAAGCAUUCCCAGAUAAAGCAGACCUUAAACGUGCCGAGUUGCAGAAGUCGCAGCCCGUCAUUCGUGCGCUACCACACAACGACGGCGAACAUGUUUCAAAGAUGAACACGCUCUGUCAGCAAAAGAGACUUGUGCCCGUCAUCACGUACAAAGAGCCGAAAAAGGGCUGCUUCUCUGCCGCUCUCCAAAUCGAUGACGAGCUGGUCGGCGAGGUGGGCUUGUUUGCUAACAAGAAAGACGCAAAGGAGGAGCUUUGCAAAGUCACAUAUCCCAAUCUACUCCAGAUGGGAGGUCGUUUGAAGCGCAAAAGCAUGGRUCUUAAGGAAGAGCUCCCUGGCGMACCAGAAACUCUUAAAGAGGAGAACUGGGUGGGCACAUUGGUCGAACACUGCCAGCAUAGCAAAAUCGCAUAUCCUGUCUACAACGAAACCGGCCCGCAUCCAUCACAUGGACCAUUCUCUUGUGCUGUGCACUUCGCAGGCAGCCCACCAAAUGGGUUUGGCUGCACAUCGGGCCCGUUCAAGAAAAAGGCAGAUGCGAAGAAGAACGCAGCCAUGGAGGCAGUGCUUUGGCUCCGCCACCAGGGUCAGCUCGCGGUCGGUGCGACAAGUAAACGUAGAAAAUCCUCCGCGUCUGGCGGCGCUGAAGCAACGCUCCCAGCUCAUACCACGGGACUUACACCGGACUUUUCCGAUGCCAUGGAUAWCACUGGCGGGGAUAUUGUGCAGAGCGCGCCUAUCGGUAAGCGGGUACAAGACUUGUGUCUGCGACUCGGCUUCACAAACCCGACCUUUGAGCUCACACCCCUAUCUGGUUCAUUCUACAACGUCCAUGCAACCUUUACUCCUCAAGACAUUCGAUAUGAGCCGAAGCUUGCUGGAGCCGUGGCUCCAGUAUACAAUGUCUUCGGUAAGAAAACUGCAAAGGAUGAGUGUUGGGCUGAGUUGUGGAAGGUGCUGGAAGAAAUUCGAGUCAGUAGAGGAGGUUGA